Gossypium raimondii (Peruvian cotton) is the source of this 1268-nucleotide messenger RNA. RefSeq names its product plasmodesmata-located protein 7. The coding region runs from base 48 to 992 and encodes 314 amino acids. The record is from RefSeq and is a predicted model, not a curated record. NCBI's taxonomy places the organism in Eukaryota, Viridiplantae, Streptophyta, Magnoliopsida, Malvales, Malvaceae. The transcript is spliced from 3 exons. Gene Ontology annotation, cellular component: plasmodesma.
UGAAUCUGAGAUGGCAAUGCCUCUCAAAGCACUGCUUUUAAGUAUAUAUGAAGGCAUUGCAUGAUAUGGCUGUGAACCUCUCGCUAUCACUAUCAGUCCCCUCUCUCACCCUAAAGCAAAUCAAACCAACAAUGGCCACUUCUCUCCUUUCGCUCUCCUUAUUCCUUAUCUCCUUCCCCUUUCUCCCCAUCCAAACAGCACUUUCUUCUUCAACAGAUUCCUUCGUGUUCGGGGGCUGCACCCAACAAAAGUACGCACCCGACUCGCCCUAUGAGUCCAACCUCAACUCCUUGCUUACUUCCCUUGUUAACUCAGCCACUUAUUCCUCCUACAACAACUUCACCAUCGUGGGUUCAAGUCCCCAAGAUGUUGUUUACGGCCUUUACCAGUGUCGUGGCGAUCUCUCCAUGCCGGACUGCGCCACCUGCGUUGCCCGUGCAGUGACCCAAACCGGUUCCUUAUGCCCAACCUCCUGUGGUGGGGCGGUGCAGCUGCAAGGCUGCUUCAUUAAGUACGACAACGCUACGUUCCUGGGAAUUGAGGAUAAGAAUGUGGUGCUCAAGAAGUGUGGGCCGUCGGUGGAGUUUGAGAAGGAGUCGGAGAUUGUAGGGGGUAGAGAUGCGAUGAUGGCGGGGUUGAUGGGCGGCGGAGGGCUGUUCAGAGUCGGUGGGUCGGGUGAAGUCCAGGGUUUGGCCCAAUGUGUGGGGGACCUUAGCUUGGCGGAAUGUCAGGAUUGUUUGUCUUCCGCCAUCCAACGGCUGAAAAGCGAAUGCGCCGCAGCCGCUUAUGGUGACAUGUAUUUAGGCAAGUGCUAUGCUAGGUUCUCCACUGCUAACGAUAAUGGUCACUAUUAUCCUAAAUCCCAUAACGAAAAAUCUGGCAACGACGGUGAGAAGACGUUUGCAAUUAUCAUUGGAUUACUGGCUGGGAUCGCUUUGCUCAUCAUUUUUCUUGCUUUCCUAAGAAAAGUGGUGGACCGAAAUGGUAAAUAAUAUUCCAACUUUUCCAGAAUCCAGAUCAUUAAGGGUAGAAUUGAUUAUCUUCUAUUCAAUUUUUUUUUUUUGUUCCAACUUUUAUCUAAAGCAAAGACAAGAUGGAAAGACGUGCCAAUUUAAAGUUAUAAAGGAAAAAAGGGAACCAAGAAGAAAACAGUGUAAGGCUAAGAUUCCACACUCUCACAAAGUUGGCUUUUCUUGUCUUGUCUUAAUGUGAAGAGAAAACAGUUUCUUAUUGUUAUUGCAAAGCUGUGAUUUUAUUUGUGCAUGUUA